AGGUUUACGUACUGUUUUCGUUGGUCUGAAAACACGGUCUGAAAAAUUUGGAAAUCACGGCUUCCUAGCUUACUUGGCAUUGUUAGAAAAAGGCACGUUUGUGGUUGUAUCAUGAGAAGGAUCAAGCAAACAAAUUUUGGCCAUAUAUUAUAGAUACAUAGAUACUUCUCUUUAUAAUUGUAAUCCUGGGUUUUCAUCGUAGUCCCGCCUCCUCCUGUAAUUGGUUGAUGACUUUCAUUAUUGCAGUAAAAGUCGGAAAUUUACCCUGAGGUCGUCUUUUGUCGAGUGCCCCGAUGUUGUAAAGAUAAUUGCUGGCAGACUAGAAUGUCACUAGACUAGUUUAGUCCAUAAUGUUGAUGUUGGAUUCAAGAUUGACAGAUGAUGAAUAAUCCAUUGAUUUUGAAUUUUGUUCCGACGAACUCGUGAAGUUAUUUAUCUCGGUUCUAACCUGUCUGGUGUGUGCUGUUGCAGCGGAAAACUUAAAUUAAGUACAUAUAAUUCGACUAACAUCAUCAAAAUGGACGACAACGAGGAUAAGGCAGCACAGUUGGAGGAGUACAAGGCGCAGCUAGAAGUUGUCGAUGAAACCCUCGCUGCGACAGAGGAGGACGAUGAGACAGCUCAGCAACUACGCGAUGCCAGGAAUGAUCUCGUGGAAGUGAUCACGCUUUUAGAGCAAUCUCUCAAGGCGAGCAAACCAGUAGAGCCCGCAUCUUCAAGCACUAGGAAAGAAGGUUGGCCAACUGUAGUUUUCUAGUAGUGAGUAGUUGCUCUCGGUAAUGGUCGUUUUUUAUGUCGAUAUAAUUUACUAGCUGCAGGUCUCGCACGCACAGGUUUGACUGAAUCGUUCGACGUGAAAAAGAACUCUGCGAUGUACGAUUUUGCAAAAGUUCUCUUUCCUUUAUUACUUUGCAAGCUCUAAGAAUAGCGCAGCGGCUUCUACUGGUGCAGCAGCGUCGAGUAGCGUUCUGCCUUUCGGGGCACCAGGAACGGGGCAAAGUCUCGCAGGGGACGUCGCAUUUCCAGAGCAGCAAGCGGCACCGCAGCCACGGGGACGAGGUCAUGAACUGCUCGGGAGAACAUGUGAAGUCAGCAUACAGGGAAGCUGGUAUUUUCCAUGUUAGUGUUCCUGAUUCGAGUAUCAUGUUAAAAAGCGCUCCUCCAGACGGUUGCCAUAGAGAUAGAUUCUUGCACUUGCAAUUACUGAUAACAGUCAGGGCUCGAUAACGUUUUCACCAUGUGCUCGCCACCUGACAGGUUUAACGCAGAGAUUUUUUCCAUUCGGAGGGACGAGAGGGGCGUCGACCGUGCUGUUCUGACGGUAUUCGGACAGAAUGAGCGCAAGGAGGUCAGAUUGGCAGAUGUGAAGAUGCUUAGGCCACUGCCACCGGCCCAGUGCUUGCCGGGAACGAAAUUACAAGCGAUAUCAACACUCGAUGGUCUGUGGUAUGACGUUGUAGUCGAAGAACACACGGACAAGGGAUAUUUGGUCCGAUUCACCGACUACAACACGCAGGACGAAGUAAAAUUCGAUCAAAUACGGCAAAAAGUGGCGAAAUCAGGUACUAGUAAAGUAUGAUUAAGUUGUUUUGAAUGUUCAGAACAACUUCGUGGUUCAAUAUGAUGAUCGAUAGAAAAAGAAAAGAGAUUUUCUUCAUUUUUCACCCACUACACUAAGGCUACCACAUCUGAAAGAACUUCAACAUCAGGUAUAGCAGCUGGAAAGCGAGCAGUUAAAGAGGUUAUAACGCCGGGUGGCUACGUUAUCCCAGAGCAUUUCCUGGUCAAACCUGAGGACACGGAUGAGGUACUUCAAUAACUGUUAUGGUGUAAGAUUAAGAAAUGUAAAUGCUUGGUCAACAAGUAUUGCAUGACGACUCAUCUCAGGUUAAAGUUUAAUGAUAAAUUUGUAGCUGUCUCAGGUGCCUGACGACAAAUAACUGAAAAACAGGUGAAAGCCAAGAAAAAGAGGAAGAUACAUCAUGUGAAGAACCAGCAGAAGGAUGAACGACUUGAAACGGAAGCAGCAAAGAAGGCCACAGGAUGGCAGAAGUUUGCGCAGAAGAAUCGAAAAGUGGGCGGGAUGGGGAAGCAAUCGAUUUUCGCAAGCUCAGACAACGCAAGGAUCGGACAUACUGGAUCAGCGAUGUUCCAAAACAACUCUUCCAGUAGCUCCUCUGGAAUAAGGCGAUAGUCGAUACUACGAGCAGAUGAAGUCCCGCUUGGAUCCUCUCGUUUUGAAUCUUGAAUCACAUAUAAUCUUUAUCCUAGUCGCUGGGGGUGCUGUGGCGAUCAUCAGUUCUUGUCCGUCUCGCAAAGUGGGACGAAGACAUUCGAUUUCAUGUUGUCGAACUAUCAACUUCUCCAAUUCGCAUCAAAGUAAGACGCUCCUCGUUACGAAGAAGAAACCCUUCCGAUAUCCCAGAGAUUUCCCCUUCCCCACUACCUUCUGGGCUUGUUUUCCUGUAGUAUCAUACAAAGCUGCGUGGAAGUCCACGAUACAGUAAUCAAUAAAGGGCAGGUUUUCUCCACAGUGCUGCAUAGGCACUUCUAAG
Amoebophrya sp. A25 is the source of this 2555-nucleotide messenger RNA. The record is from the annotation of a GenBank genome assembly. Lineage: Eukaryota; Dinophyceae; Syndiniales; Amoebophryaceae.